GCCAGUAGAAGACUUCCGCGUCGGCGGGCGCCGCGCACAGAACACAAACGCACGCUGUCCGUCACGCUAGCCGUUUCCGUCGCUGAGCACGACAGGGACGCAACAGGCGUUCGGUAACAGAACGCGUCCCUCUCUACCAGGCAUUCACGAGACUACACGCACAGUGGUGUCUGCUAACGAGCUUCCUAUGCUCUGUGUGUGUACUCUACCGCCGUCUCCAAGAAGAAUCACAGCGAAGCAUGGCUACGCAAGUCUUCGAGCAGCAGCCGCACGAUGUCUUCAAGCCGGUAUCGUGGGACAUUAAGCUCGAGUCGCCGCAGACGACGCCCGUUCCUUCCACGGCCGCUGCCGCCGCGCUCAGCUACGAGAUCCGCCCCCUGACGCAGCAGGACGCCCCGCGCAUGAUCUCGUUCCUGCGGCGCCUCUUCUUCCGCGACGAGCCGCUCAACGUGGCGGUGCAGCUGUUGCAGCCGGGGGAGGAGACGUGCCAAGAGCUGGAAGACUACUGCCUGUCCUCGCUGCCCGACAACCUGUCGCUGAUGGCGGUGGACGCGGCGACGGGCGAGAUGCUGGCGGUCUGCAUCAACGGCAUCCACGAGCCAGGCGGCGAGGGGGACGGGGAGGCAGCGGUGGCGCAGUGCCCCAACCCGCGCUUCCGGCGCAUCCUGCAGCUGCUCGCCUUCGUGGACGGCCGCGCUUCGGAGGAGCUCGCGAGGCUCUUCCCAGACCCGGCGGACCGCCGCCAGCUCGAGGUUCGGGUCGUCAGCGUAGACACCGCUGCCCGCGGCCGGGGACUCGCCACGGCACUCAUCAGCCGCUCCAGUGAGCUGGCCAAGCAACACGGCCUCCCACUGGUACGUAUUGACUGCACCAGCCACUACACGGCACGCGCCGCCAGUUGGCUCGGCUUCGAAUGCAUCUUCUCUGUUCCGUAUGCCCAGUACGAGCGAGACGGGGAAGUUGUCUUCACACCCGCCGAACCCCACAAGGAGGUCGCUACCUGCAUCAAGAGGGUCAUCUAGUGCCGAAGCAACAGCAGCAGCAAAAGUAUGUCGGAACAAACUGGUGAAGAGUAAAGACAAAAUAGUGCUCAAUAGACAAAAUAGUGCUCUACACAACUUCAAGUAAAAAAUGUGCACAACGAGUGACUGUCCUCUAGGCUCCAGCUUAGCCUGAGCUCAUGCAGGAAUCCUGUGACGUAAUGCCUUGGCAGGCAGCUCGCUAUAAUGUAGUCCUGACUAGGAUGAAGAUGCAGGGAACGGUGGGGGCAAAGUAACCAUAAAGUGACCAUUCCAGGGGAAACUGGAUUUUCACUAAACAAUGUAUCCUGACAGAACCAAGCCUACACAUUCUGAAUGUACGUAUUAUAAGAUAUCCAGCCGAACAUUUUAAGUGAAACGGAAAAUAAUCACACGCGUUUCUCUGAACGCUUCCAUAGUGACCACUUUCCCUAUCUAACGGGAUAAUGUGGCCAAUGCCAUCGCAACAGGAUCCCGUUUUUGUUAUUUUGAUUUCAACAAGUAGUCCAGUCAUCUUGAUGCCCUAGUACAUGGAAAACACCAUAAGGCAGCAGCAGCCUGUUUUCAGUCAGCAAAUGUAACACAACAGAGAUGGUUUUACAAAAGGAUAGAACAAUGGGUGUCAGUUUUGUUUAUGAAAGGAUUCAGAAGAUAGUCUGAUUUGUAGCAAAAUGCAUGAUAAACGUAUGCAACUAACUCUUAUUGGGGAAACACCUUGGCCACGUAUCCUGACGAGUAAUGUGGCUACAUUUCCCUAGCGGGUGAAGACAUUAGUGGUUCACGGCUGCAAUCAUCGAUAAGAAGCAAACAACAAUUAACUACGUUUUUAGCACUGUUUAGAUAAGUUGUUUAUCCAGAAUGUAAAAUGACUUAAUUUACAUCAGGGGUCUGAAAAUCCGAAGAGAUAUUAUUAAAAAUUCUGGAACAAGCUUCCUCUGUCCAAUCAUUGGUAACAUCCAUGGUGUAUAUUAAAACUGGUUUGUCCACUCUUUGGCAGGUAGCAGUACUGAUCAGUCCAAAAAUAUACGAUAGACACUUUACCAUACCGUCCCCUGCUACUAUGAGUCCUGUAUGCAUUAGCAGAAAAUUUUGCAAAACUUCACUAAUGCCCGGCUUUGAUAAAUUUUGUACCAGUUGUCUACUCUCUGUCUUUGUCUCUCUCGCUCAUUUUCACUCACUCACACCAACAUACACUAACACACGGACAUACAGACACACACACACACACACACACACACACACACACACAUCUAGGAGGACUCACGUUCACAUCGCCAUGCAGCCAACUGCAUUCAGGGUUUACAUGUUUUCCUAAUACUUAAGACAAAUGCUGAGAUGAUUCCUUUGAAGAGGACGUGGCAUAAACAAACCAUGUAACAUUUUUUCUUUCAUGUAUUUCAUAUUAUAAGAUGUGGUUGUAUCCAACACAACAAGAAAAAACGUAGAGUAGACAUGGGCUCUAAGACUCAUACCUUCAGAACUGUGAACACUUGUUCAUCUUCGCUACUGUGAGACAUGUCUUUCCUACUAUGAAAGACCUGCAGAAUGAAAUAAACAAACGAGAACAGUUUCACUGUUACCCUGGAACAGCAGAAUUUCUAAUAGAAACUACAUGUUGGUUAAUUAUAUGAAUGAUUCUUUUAUGGAAAUGAUGUGGAACGCGCCGUAGAAUAUGUAUACAUAUUUGCAGGAUACCGGUUUUUAAACGGAAAUUCGUCCAUGUAAUAGAAGGAUUUGUCUGGGAUAAAUAAGUAUAGGUUAGAUUUAAAACUUGUUUUGCUACCUGUUAGACGUUUUAUAUUAUUGGCAUCUUUAGUUUGAUGCAUAUUGAAGUCCUUUUGGGGCCACUGUCAGUUUCAAUAAUGGGUAACAAAGCUAAGUCUUAUCUUAUGUUGGAGGUAUCAUUGUUCUUGUCCAAUUGUGAUGCAUUAUUUAUGAAGAAUUUCAUUAGCGAAUAUCUGUAUUGUGAUGGUGGAAUUAAAAUGUCUAACCCCUUGACGAUCAUGAAUGUACACCAUGUAUUGUUAUUACUGCUCGCUUAUAUGCAACCAGUGCUACUUUUACUAUUCAAAGGAAACUGCAAUCCAGUACUGUAGCUCUGCUAAAUAUUCCAUAUUGUAAUUCUUGCAAAAGGUAACUCUAACCACUGAAAAAAUAUGCACAAAAUGAGUUAUAUCGAGUUCAAUAAAAAUUAUGAUCAGUGUUAGUACUUACACAUUACAAUAAAACUGUGAUGAUUCUAGAAGAAAUUAGUUAAUACUUGCAAUAGCCAAGCGUGUAAAAGGAAAAUAAUUGUACAACAGAACUCAGAGAUGUUAGAAGACUGAUAACAAUUGAAGAGCACAGGAAAAUAACGUUCUUUGUCCACAUUAUCAAGUGGUUCAGAAGAGUAAUUUUAAAGUUUGGAACUGGAUAUUAAUGGACAAAAACAAUGAAUAUAAAAGUUAUUCAGAAGGACAUGCUAUUUACAUUAAAUUUAGUAUUAAUUGAGUGCAUAUAUAUUUAAAUGGUGGUUUUAUUGGAAUAAUGUUUAACGUUAUGUUAUAUACUUUUAUAUAGAGGAAUAGAAGAUAUUGCAAGUCAAACUAUAUUUUUGUAAAUGUUGUGUGUCAGAUUAUUUUGUAAUGAGAAACAAUGUUUGAAACAAUAAAGAUACUUCUUGGUAA
Messenger RNA from Schistocerca gregaria, 3685 nucleotides. Its product is annotated as arylalkylamine N-acetyltransferase 1-like. NCBI's taxonomy places the organism in Eukaryota, Metazoa, Arthropoda, Insecta, Orthoptera, Acrididae. The coding region runs from base 240 to 1022 and encodes 260 amino acids. The record is from RefSeq and is a predicted model, not a curated record. Gene Ontology annotation, molecular function: N-acetyltransferase activity. The transcript is spliced from 4 exons.